GACGUUGACGUCAGAGUAAUGGCUGUGCAGCUGUAGUGUGGGGAAAGGUGGCGUUGCUGACAGAAACUUUGAAGCUCGAGACACAUCUGUAUGAAUAUAUGAAUGGAAUCCCAAACUGAUGGGAAAGAGAAGACGUGAUGAAAGAUAUUGAUUCAGGGGAAAGAGGCAAGGAUGGCCCAUGCUCUUAGGUGUGAUGGUGCUCAGAAUGAUGAUGAGGAGGAGGAGGAGACCCCCAUGAGGCCCAGUUUCUCUGUGGAGGAUCUUCUGGAUGAGGUGGAGAAAAUUGGGAGUGUCUCCACAGGUGGCAAGAAGGUGGAGAUUGUUGUGAGACUGUGGAAAGAUGGCUUCACUGUGAAUGAUGAGGAUUUGCGCAGCUACACCUUGGAGGAGAACCAGGAGUUCCUUGAAGCCAUUAAACGAGGGGAACUGCCUUUGGAGCUGGAGGGGAGAGCAGAGGAUGAGGAGCUGGAGGUCAAUGUGGAGGACAUGAAGGAUGAAAUCUACGUUCCAAAGAAGAAGACAUUUCUUCCCUUUACUGGCAGAGGCUAUAGACUAGGCAGCGUGGCGCCACGCGUAGUGGCCAGGUCUCGGUCAAUACAUGAGGACUGCUCAAGCCCUGCUGUCCCUCCAGUGCCGCUGGACGAAAACCUGCCCAUUACCUCGCUCCAGAUCUGGCUGGCGGAUGGCCGUCGGCUCGUCCAGAGGUUUAACCUUUCUCACCGAAUCAGUGAUGUCCAAGAUUUUGUGGAGAAGGCCCAGACGACAAGCUCACCGUUCAUCUUAACCACAUCUCUGCCUUUUCGGGAGCUGACAGAAGGGGAUCUGAGCCUAGAGGAGGCUGACCUGACAAAUGCUGUGAUUGUCCAGCGGCCACUCAACACACAAGCACCCUUCGGUCACUCCUGACUGAAUCCAACAGAAACAGAAAUGCUCAGAUCCACUAGUCAUCCACUUUGGUCACCUUAAAGCACGGAGAAACAGUUCACAACAUUUUCAACAGCACAACAGCUCCCAGUAUUUGAAAGUUAAAAAGCUGCUUAAAGAAUCCUUACCAUCUCAAACUUCCUACUUAAUCAAUACAGUGAAAAUAUAUCCUAAGAACUUCACAUAAUGAUGAAUGGAAGAAGGACAUAAAUGAAAGAAAUCCCAUCACUUUCACCUUACGUUUUCAUUUUCCAGAAGGAAGGCAAUAAUGAGGACUCCCUGGCCUGUUAGUCAUGCUGCUGCAUAUAGCUUGAACCUUGCAAAUAUUAUGAACUUUAUUGGUGCAGUACUUAUUUCUGACUCAUUCUUUAUUCUUCCCUAGCUGGAUGCCUUGGCCUCCUCUGAUGCAAUGCAGUAUGCACAAGCCACGUCUUUAAUAUCAGCGUUCAAUAAAUAUCUUGGAAACUGCCGUCUGAGCAGUAAAAAUAGACACAGACUGCACUUCUCUGUGUUUAGCACAGGCUUGAUUGCAUUUUGCCUUACCACAGCAGUGAGACUAUUUUUUGUGUUGAAAUGUUUGCUGGUAUGUUGUAAGCAUUAAGGCAGAGUUUAUUUGCAAUUGGCAGACAUGUAUAUGCACUUUGCCUAAGCGAGAAGUUCUUUUGUACAGGAACUCUGCGUGCAAUAAAUCUAUUUAACAAUGGA
Colossoma macropomum (tambaqui) is the source of this 1629-nucleotide messenger RNA. RefSeq names its product UBX domain protein 2A (gene ubxn2a). Gene Ontology annotation, molecular function: ubiquitin binding. Bases 172 to 906 code for a protein of 244 amino acids. Gene Ontology annotation, cellular component: cytosol; nucleus. Gene Ontology annotation, biological process: nuclear membrane reassembly; autophagosome assembly; membrane fusion. The record is from RefSeq and is a predicted model, not a curated record. Lineage: Eukaryota; Metazoa; Chordata; Actinopteri; Characiformes; Serrasalmidae. The transcript is spliced from 7 exons.